Messenger RNA from Cloeon dipterum, 1514 nucleotides. It is a transcript of the gene Faa, whose product is annotated as fumarylacetoacetase. The record is from RefSeq and is a predicted model, not a curated record. The coding region runs from base 94 to 1356 and encodes 420 amino acids. NCBI's taxonomy places the organism in Eukaryota, Metazoa, Arthropoda, Insecta, Ephemeroptera, Baetidae. Gene Ontology annotation, biological process: L-tyrosine catabolic process; homogentisate catabolic process; L-phenylalanine catabolic process. Gene Ontology annotation, molecular function: fumarylacetoacetase activity. The transcript is spliced from 9 exons.
GGAUUGUUGUUGUUACUGCUGCUGUUCUUUCUCGUUUUUAUCUCUUCACCUGCACAACUACCUGAAGAAGAUCUGACCAAUCUUCCGGAUAAAAUGAAGUCUUUCAUUUCCUACCGCUCCGACUGCGAAUUUCCCAUCGAGAACCUGCCUUACGGAGUGUUUUCCACCGACACGAACCCAACUCCCCGAAUCGGUGUUGCCAUCGGCGACCAGGUUUUGGACUUGACUGUCGUGAAGCAUUUAUUUAAUGGGCCUCUACUCAGUGACCGGCAGGCAGUUUUCGACCAGCCAACCCUGAAUGAUUUUAUGGCUCUGGGUCAUCUUGCUUGGGCAGAGGCAAGAGCUGUUUUGCAAAGAAUUUUAUCAGCUGACGACCAGACUUUGCAAGGGGAUGCAUCGCUACAGGAUAGGGCGUUUGUGCCUCUGUCCUCGGUGAAAAUGCACCUUCCUUCAAACAUCGGAGACUACACAGAUUUCUACUCUUCCAUCCACCACGCGACUAACGUGGGCAUAAUGUUCAGAGGGAAGGAAAAUGCUCUCAUGCCCAAUUGGCAACACCUGCCCGUUGGCUACCACGGCCGCGCCUCUUCCAUCGUGAUAUCAGGAACCCCAGUUCGCCGACCACUCGGCCAGACUGUACCUGUCGAGGGACAGCCUCCAGUGUUUGGCCCCUGCCGUUUGCUCGACUUUGAGCUGGAAGUGGGUUUCUUUGUCGGGCCAGGAAACGAAUUGGGACAACCCAUCCCGGCUGAAAAAGCUCACGAACACAUCUUUGGCUUCGUCCUUGUCAAUGAUUGGAGCGCUCGUGACAUUCAAAAGUGGGAAUAUGUUCCUCUGGGUCCGUUCCUGGCCAAGAAUUUCGCCACCACGAUUUCGCCUUGGGUUGUUACCACCCUGGCUCUCUCCCAGUUCACCGUUCCAAACUUUCCACAGGACCCUGAGCCUCUGAGUUACCUGAAGCAUAGUGACCCUUUCAAUUUUGACAUUAAACUCGAAGUAGAUAUCAAACCCCCUGACGCUGCUCUUCCUAGCACAAUUGUGCGCUCAAACUACAAGUACUUGUACUGGACAGCAAAGCAGCAGCUGGCCCAUCACACGGUCACAGGCUGCAAUUUACGGCCGGGAGACAUGUUGGCAUCAGGCACCAUCAGCGGAGAGGAGCCAGACUCGUUUGGAUCAAUGCUGGAACUGAGCUGGAAGGGCACCAAACAGGUGCAGCUAAUUGGAGGCAGCACUAGGAAAUUCAUCCAGGAUGGAGAUGAAGUCAUUUUAAGAGGUUUUUGCCAAGGCGAUGGCUUCAAGAUAGGAUUUGGAUCGUGCGCUGGAAAGGUUCUCCCUGCACUCCCUGGAGUUUAAAAAGGAAUUCCAUUGUUCUUUGGUGAUAGUCGGUGUGUGGUGCGCAAUGGUGGUGCUUCAAUCAAAAUGAGAUAUACAUAUAUUUUCAGAUCUGAAUAUUUUUGCAUUUUUACAAACUCAAAUUAUUUUUGCUAUCAAUAAAAAGCAGUGAAACUGAA